This is a messenger RNA of Pectinophora gossypiella (pink bollworm), 1716 nucleotides long. RefSeq lists its product as uncharacterized. The coding region runs from base 217 to 1272 and encodes 351 amino acids. The record is from RefSeq and is a predicted model, not a curated record. The transcript has 2 exons. Lineage: Eukaryota; Metazoa; Arthropoda; Insecta; Lepidoptera; Gelechiidae.
CACACAUUUUUGAAUUAUUUAUUGUUAUUACGUACUUAACGACGAAAGUAGAUUUUAGCUACUUGAUUUGCAUGUUAUAAUAAUUAUAUUGUCUUAUUUAGUUUACUUAACAAUAAAGUGAUACGUGUUACUAUUUUUUAUAAAGAAAUGAAUUCCAUGGAGCAUAACUGAAAAUUUUAGAUAUUAUUUAUUGAGAAAAACAAAAUAAAUUCAAAAAUGGGUGGUAUGAGAAAACCGGGAAUGGUACAAAGUAACGAGAGUCCGAAAAAUGCGAAGUAUAACAAACAAAAUAUGGAUGCUAGACAAAAAACUGGCAGUCCCAGGUUUAUGAAUCCUUCAGCGUAUUCACGAAGACUGACUUAUCCACGGGUUAUGAGCUUUCCAUAUCCGCCACCACCACGGCCCGUAGGAAAACCUAUGACUCCACCUUAUCCAGUUAACAGCAUGGGUUAUGCCUAUCCUGCUUAUCCCGGCACUAACUGGAAUUCGAUGGUACCAAUGCAAACAGCUCCAAUAUACUCCUCCAUGCCCGUGCGGCCCGUCUGGCCAAUGCAGCCUGUGAUGCCUUUACCUGCCACCAUGAUGAGGUCUCCGAGGUUGACUGCACCAGCAGGUCCAUAUGGACCAAUAAGGCCUUCUCCAAUGAUUGCCAAUCCUAUGAUGCCAGUAAUGCCCUACACAUCUCCUCCACGCAUGCCGCAGUACAACCAAAACUAUGGUGUUUUCACCAACUACGAUCAAUCAUUUCCAAGAGAGGCGACAGAUAGUCACAACACUAGCUUUAUGUCAGAUAGGUCGAAUGCCUCUGCAGAGACUGUAGUUGUACCGAGCCAAAGAAAACCUUUAGAUCUCGAAGGUUACUUACGCUUGCCUACGGAACUAUUCCCACCAGCUCGAGCCUUCAAAGUGGAUCCGAAUCCAUUAAUUGAUUUGUUGUGUAGAGAACCGAACAUAGACCUUCAAGCGCAAUGGAUGCUGGACUUGGAAUUCGGUAUGCUUAAGUCACCUGAUCGCUAUUCAGCCCACGAUCGAACUAAAGCCAUGUACGAUGCACAGUUCAACAGUGUAAAUUGUAUGAACAACCCAGGAACUAUACAUCCAUUGUUUGAGACGUGCAGCCAGGAUUUAAAAAACGCGUUUUUGUUCUACUACGACGGCAUCGUAUCAACUUGGUACAAGGGCUACAUGAUUAUGAAUUUGGAUACAUCCGUGGCCAAUUUCCAAUCUUGGUUGCAGGUUCCCAUGCCGGUGUUUGGAAUGUGCUGGCGUUAACAAAAUGUCGGUCUAACGAAAGGUAUUCUUACUAAGUAUAAAUUUAAAUGUUCGCAGUCACUUUGUUUUACCUUCGUUUGUGUUUUUUUAAACUGUCGGUGAUUGCGCUGAAGACCACAACGGUCUUUAGCAUUAACAUUAACAUGUUGAUAUCUUGAGAAAGAGUACCUUUUUAUCAUACUAAUACUAAGUAUGUAGUAUUUAUUUACAAAAUAUGUGGAAUUUGUACAAAGACAAUAAUUGCAUGUUCAAAAUUUUAACGCGUCAUUUAUAAACAUUUUGUUGUAAAAUAUACACUUAUAAUUUUUUAUACGAACUGAAAUAUUGAAUGAAUUGAGAAUGCUUUUAUUGUUUUUAAUUUCUAUGAAUUUUAAGUAUUAUUCUUUUUAAUGGAAAUGUUUUUAUGUUGCAUUAUGACACUCUAAGUAUAAUGUGAAAAUUAUU